AUGUCGUUCCCUCAGACCAACAACGGCCUUCCCGACGGCUCUACUCCUAUCAACGGCGGCGGUAUGGACGGCCAGUUCCCCCCCGCUCCUGCUAUGCAGGGCCCUCCUUCGGGACAGAACUCUGCGAACGAGUCUGCCCGUACCCUAUGGAUGGGCGAGCUUGAUUCUUGGAUGGACGAGCAGUUCAUCAAGUCCCUUUACCAGAACCAGACUGGCGACAACGUCAAUGUGAAGAUCAUCCGCGACCGCGGCACUGGUAACGCCGGCUACUGCUUCGUCGAGUUCCCCAGCCCUGAGUCCGCCAACAAGGCCUUAACUCUCAAUGGUACUCCGAUCUCUGGCUCCAACGGUCGACACUUCAAGUUGAACUGGGCCUCCGGUGGCGGUUUGGUUGAUCGACGUGACGAGCGUGGUCCCGAGUUCUCCAUCUUUGUCGGAGACCUCGGUCCUGAGGUCAACGAGUUCGUGCUCGUGUCUCUGUUCCAGGCUCGUUUCCCCUCCUGCAAGUCCGCUAAGAUCAUGACGGAUGCCACGACCGGACAGUCGCGCGGUUACGGAUUUGUGCGCUUCGCCGAUGAGAGCGACCAGCAGCGAGCUUUGCACGAGAUGCAGGGUGUCUACUGCGGCAACCGUCCCAUGCGUAUCAGCACUGCUACUCCAAAGCAGCGGAACCAGAACCCCUACAACGGCGGCGGCCACGGCGGCCAGAUGAUGGCGAACCCCAUGCAGCCUGGCAUGGGCUGGGGCAUGCCUCAGCCUGGUCCAUUUUACGGUGGCGGCGGUGGUGGCUACCCGGGUGCUGGCAUGGGCCAAGCUCCCAUGAACCAGUUCACCGACCCCAACAACACUACCGUCUUCGUUGGCGGCUUGUCGGGCUACGUGACCGAGGACGAGCUGCGUUCUUUCUUCCAGGGAUUCGGCGAGAUAACUUACGUCAAGAUCCCCCCCGGAAAGGGCUGUGGCUUUGUCCAGUUCGUCCACCGCCACGCCGCGGAGAUGGCGAUCAACCAGAUGCAGGGAUAUCCUAUUGGGAACUCUCGCGUCCGCCUUUCUUGGGGUCGCUCGCAGAAUAACUCUGGCGUGGGUACUCCUUACCGUCCUGCUCCUCCUCCUCCCCACUACGGCAUGACGCCUCACGGUGGUCCUGGCCCUUACGGUCCCCACCAUUUUGGUGGUGGCAACCCUCCUCCUCCCCCGAUGGCGUAA
Messenger RNA from Diaporthe citri, 1206 nucleotides. RefSeq lists its product as uncharacterized. NCBI's taxonomy places the organism in Eukaryota, Fungi, Ascomycota, Sordariomycetes, Diaporthales, Diaporthaceae. Bases 1 to 1206 code for a protein of 401 amino acids. Gene Ontology annotation, cellular component: cytosol. The record is from RefSeq and is a predicted model, not a curated record. Gene Ontology annotation, molecular function: mRNA binding. The transcript has 6 exons. Gene Ontology annotation, biological process: mRNA splice site recognition.